AUGGAAUCUUUGGCAACAACCAUUUGUUUCGUCACGCUGAACUGCCGAACACUAUCGAGUGAACUCCAACAAGCCGCUCUAUCCAGACUUCUGCGAUAUCUCUGUGAGCCUUUUGCUGCACUGCAGGAAAAGGCAAGAGAGAUCGGCCCGUCAUCAGCAUCGAUAAUUACACCAUAUACUGCGGAUGAGAACAAAAUCGUAAGUGCUCACGCACCUACGGAAACCGCUGAGGACAACAGUAAGGGCGCCUUCUAUGAUGAACUCAAUGCGUUGAUGUCUAAAAUACCAAGCCAGCAGGUGGUCAUUGUCGGAAUCGACGCAAAUGCGAAGAUGGGACUCGAACAGCAAUCCGAUGUGCUAGGAAAAUGGUACUAUGCAGCGGAGCGUACGUCGGACAACGGUGACCGUCUGAGGAAUCAUCGACGCUAUCAGCUCACGUGGCAGGGGUCAACCCUUUUAACGCCUGACGAGCAGCGCAAGCGGAAGAUGAGGACUCUUAAACUUCAGCUCGACUACGUUCUGGCGAGGAACAUUCCUCAGUCAGAUAUCCGAAAAUCUAGAGCUGUUUGGGACGUCGCGUUCGACUCUGACCACCGUCCAGUUCUUCUCAGCUUCAUGAUACGGUUCCACAAGAGAAACCGAGGAGUUCCUCUUCAACCGGAAAUCGACAUGGCAGGUCUGAAAGACGAUGAAUGCAGAAGAAAAUUCCGCCAACGUGUGUCUAUUCAUGUUGGAGUACGGACCAGGAAGAAGCUUAGCGACGCGGAUUCCUUCACAAAGUGCAUCCAGGACGCUGCAAGGGAAACGCUCCCGGUUCUAUUGCCGCGGAAGAAGUUUGUCUUUGCAUCUGCGGAAACAAAAUCCACAUACAAUUCUGUAUGUGUCGCGCGCAGCGGUGGUGACUUCAACCAGGAAAAGCGUCUUAGAAGGAAGGUGCGUCGUCAACUGCAACAAGACCGCGAUAACGAGUGGACGUCAAGAGCGAUGGAGUUUGAGAAGUACGCCGACGAUCCGCCAUCGAAAGUGGCUAAAGUAAAUCGUCUUCGCUUCUUUGGUCAUAUAUUAAGGAGACCGGCAGAUCGCCUUGUUCAACGAGUUCUGAAGAGUUCGUCUGGUUCGAACUGGAAGAAGCCACCUGGCCGAAAACGGAAGUUCUGGACUGAGGCGGUGAAAGAGGACCCGAGGACACUCGGCGUGGAUAGGCAGUACAGGCGAGACGUAAGGUUUCGUAGAAUAUGGAAUAGCGACGAAUGGAUUGAUUCUGUGCAAGCUCUCGCAGAAGAUCGAGAAGGUUGGGCAGAGCUGUGUUCAAGGACGGCACACCUCGGCGAAGAUGCGGGUAAUCGCGUCAGGCGACGACCGCCGGUUAAGUCAAGGCUACUGCAGGCUAUCGCUGCAGUUUGCGAUGGUCCCACCUCGGUCCCUGUAACUGUUGCCUCCACCGUGCCGUUUCAAACGCGCUCCGCUUCCCUAAAACACUUCGAUAAGAAGGCAUGUAUGGACGAAUUGGUAAUCACUAAGUUGUUCGAAUGGGCGGAGCCGCAUCAGCUUCACACUGAUACGCAACAUACCAAGCGGACACAUACAGCAAUCGCCCCCAUGCGUGCCCUUAUUAUUGCCGUAUCCAUCGGACUCAUUUUCGCUGCUCCGAUCCAGGAUGCUGACAGUGUUCAAGAGAAGCUAAAAGCUCUUCAGGAACAAUUGAAUACACUUCAGAAGCAGUUGGUCGUACCUGCAUCGUCGCAGAAUGAGGAUGCACGAAAGUUCUUAUUUAACGACUGGCAACCACAGAAAAGGAUGGUAGCAUGGCAGCCGAUGAAACGAAAUCUGGAUGAACGUCAGCCACUUCUACACGCCAUCGAAGCUCGUUUAUCCGAAGUCCUUCGAGCCGGUGAACGUCUGGGUGUUUCGCCUGAGGAAGUGCUUCAGGAUUUGCGCUACCGUAAUCAAUUCAAGAAAUAA
This is a messenger RNA of Necator americanus (New World hookworm), 1962 nucleotides long. RefSeq lists its product as uncharacterized. The transcript has 9 exons. Lineage: Eukaryota; Metazoa; Nematoda; Chromadorea; Rhabditida; Ancylostomatidae. The coding region runs from base 1 to 1962 and encodes 653 amino acids. The record is from RefSeq and is a predicted model, not a curated record.